AUGCAGGCAGCUCUCAAACUGAAGUCCACUAUCCUACAGAAAAAGAAACCUGGCCCAUUGACAUCCGGUUCCACAGAGGUUCCAGAAUUGCAACAGCUCUGGGCAUUGUGUGUUGAUUCAAAUUCCACUAUUUGCCAUGCAAAUGUUGAACUCCUUCUUAAUUUGGUCUAUUCAAAUGAAGCCGACUACACAUAUGUACUCAAUGGCAUUCUUAAUCUAAUACCUACAGCAAAACAUUUAUCACCACUGAUCACUGCCAUUAGAGAGCUUCUCAUUUUACAAGUCCUGAUCCAUGAAAAACUCUCUGACAAGCCCUAUGUGAGCAUAUACUCAAUGAGAACUCCACCUCACCCACUGAUCACAGUGAGUACAAAUCGACCAGAGAGUUGGCCACUUCUACAGCAACAGGUGCACCUUAUAUGUAACCAUUCUGAAUCUGUAGUCCACCAAAAUGCCAUUGCUAUCCUCAGGCCGUUUUUGCUUUACAUUCUCAUUGAUCCAUCUCAACAUGACCACUUUCUUCGUCUACGCUAUGCUCUCAGGCAGACACUCUUUCAACAAGCUUCCAAAGCCGUGGAUCAACAACAUAACCAGUAUCUGACUUUCUUGUGCUCUCUUCUAUCUUCUCUACAGUUAGGUAGUAUCCACUGUCUUGGAGAAGCUGUCCAGUUUAUCAGUGAUGUGCUACACCUUUUGUCACAAAGAACUCAAUAUUCAACGGAAUUGGCUCCAGUGAUAGACCAUGCUAUGUCCAUAUCUUUUCUUCUCUUCCGCAUCUUUUUCUUUCUUCACACCCUCCUCCUCCCUUUACCUGAGCUUUUCUUCCCUUCCCCAUCUUCCUUCUUCACAUCCUCCUCCUCCCUUUACCUGAGCUUUUCUUCUCUUCCCCAUCUUUUUCUUUCUUCACACCCUCCUCCUCCCUUUACCGGAGCUUUUCUUCCCUUCCCCAUCUUCCUUCUUCACAUCCUCCUCGUCCCUUUACCCGAGCUUUUCUUCCCUUCCCCAUCUUUUUCUUUCUUCACACCCUCCCCCUCCCUUUACCCGAGCUUUUCUUCCCUUCCCCUUCUUCUUCUUCCUUCUUCACAUCCUCCUCCUCCUUCUCUCUUUACCCUAGCUUUUCUUCUCUUCCCUCUUCUCCUUCUUUCUUCAUAUCCUCUUCCUCCCUUUACCUUUGCUUUUCUUGAAUUACUUGUUUUUUCCUCCAAUCAAAAUAUUAUCCUUUUGGCAAGGAUGUUACUUGAAAGUGAUUCUGAUAUUUCUGAAGAGCUACUACAAAUUGCUUUGCUUUAUUUGACAAACUCUGCUGUUGAUUUAAUGCAUACAAUUCUGUGUGGCUGUCUGGUGCUUCCUGUAUUGCAUUUGAUGUUGGCCCCCCAAGUGAGUUCUUCUGUACAGCACUCACUACAAAUGGCCACUACUUCUCUCAUUGAAGCAUUGGAAAAGUUACAUGUUAACCAUUCUAAAGACUCUGAGGAAGGAAAAAACCAAAGUUCUACAAAAGAAACAUCAACAUGUGACUUUCCUGUUGCUCUCACAGAAGAAGCUUAUGAAUGCACUACAUAUAUGCGACUCUGUCAUAAUUUGGUUCACGGCACACCAAGUGACAGUCUUCUCUGGUUGACCAACCUGCAAGAGUCCCUUCCCUUCACCGAUCAAAUUUCUCUUUCCUUGACCAACGUGUUGGCCUCCAUAUUUAUCACACCCCAAUGUAAACACUUAUCGACAAAAGCUUUGGAAAAUUUGCUUGUUAUUGCAAAAAAAGAUGUCAGACAAGCCAGUUAUUUUUUGCCCCUGCUUCUCUAUCAGAUGGGACGAGAACCUGACCCUGUACUGAAGAGUACAAUCCUCAAGGCCCUACCAGAAUUGGCUCAGCAUAAAGCUUGUGUUGGGCCAAUCCUUAAAUCAAUCCAGGACUUAGGCCGCUUCAGCCAAUUAAAGCCCAUUUCAUUGUAUCUCCUCACCAAAUUGUGGAUGAUCCAAGACCGUUGCUUCCCACAACUGCACAAAGCCUUAACUGAAGAACCAAUCACAAGGCAAAGUACAACCGUGGCCAAACUAGAGCUGCUCUUUGCCCAAGCAUCAACAAUCAAGGAGAUUUGUCUUUUACGGCCUGUGCAACAUGGUGCAGACAUGUUGAGUCUCCUGUCAAAUAUUCUCAAUGUAUGCAGAAGUGAACACUGUACAGCUGCUGUUUGUUUAGCUUUGCAAGGUCUGUCUGGCCUGUGUGAAGCAGAGGUUGUAAGUAUUCAGAGUGUGUGGAAAUUACUCUCAACUCAACUGGCUAAUGACAAAAGGCCUGCCGUGACUAUCAAGAUCUGCGAAAUGUUUUCCUUGGUACCACAAUUAUCUGUUGAAAGUGAAGCCUUUGAGAAAUUCUAUGGCGAUGUUGUAAGUAUGCUAUGGAUCCUCACGCAGCGAUUUGGAUCUGUCACAGCUAAACGUACUGAUACUGAAGUCAGUGCAGCAGCAUUCAAAUCUCUUUCUGCAUUCAAGGCUGAAGAUUUCAAUAUUAACCAUUUCCCUCCCAAGGUUACUGAAGAUUUUCGUUUACAAGCAGAAGCAAUGGUUAAACUAAAGAUAGAAGAAAAUCCGGACAUAACAGUUGAGAGUCUUUUACCUGUUGUUCCUGGUGUUUGUUAUAUACGACUUAUUCGAACUUUCCAGUCAGAAGUACAAUUAGAGGCCUAUGAACAGUUUUUAAAUUCCCUCAUCAAUCAAGAAGUUCAGAAUUUGCCACGAGGAAUCUACCAUUCCUCAUAUCGAAAAACCCAUGUUGGUUCAUUCAACCAAGAGAAAGCUAUCAGUGAAAUCCCACCUUUAUUACUGACCCAGUAUGAAGGCAUAAAACAGCCGGGACUUCGACCUGGACUCGCAGCUGGUUUGUUAUUUGCCUAUAAUCCUUUCGUGAAUCCUGGUAAAGGUGGACAGCCAAGACCUCACCAUAUUGUUACUCAUGGCAAAAAUUAUCAACAAAUGUUCAGUACGCUUCUUCAUGAGGUUCCAGUCCAACCUUCAGAAUGGCAUCGAUGUGUUCUCAUGCCACAGGCCUGGGUCUCCUUCAUAGAUCGGUUAUUCACUGCAAUGAUCGAGGUGAGUGAUCCUUUGUUUCCAAUUCAUUCAUCUUUCAAUAACAGCUUUCAAGGCAUGAAGUUUUUAAUCACAUUUCCAUCAGUCUUUGUGCCACUGAAAUUUAUUUUAACCUCCAACCCACGUGUGCUGGUGUCUCUUAACAAAAAUCUAGCAAAUAAGAAGUAA
Acanthosepion pharaonis is the source of this 3255-nucleotide messenger RNA. Lineage: Eukaryota; Metazoa; Mollusca; Cephalopoda; Sepiida; Sepiidae. The record is from the annotation of a GenBank genome assembly.